Molecule: messenger RNA, 1029 nt
Organism: Lactuca saligna
Lineage: Eukaryota; Viridiplantae; Streptophyta; Magnoliopsida; Asterales; Asteraceae
Source: the annotation of a GenBank genome assembly
AUACAUUAAAGCUAUUUCUUGAGGAAUGUAUGACCGAGCUAAAAAAACGGGAAUAGAGCGAGUACUUAUUUCAAAGCGCCCGUGUGCCAAAAUAUAUGUAAGAGGCUUUUGGAACGAACGGGUAAAGAAUUGGACUGAAAUCAAAUGAAAAACAAAUGGGACAUAAUGCGGAAAGAGUUCAAAUAUUACGACCGUUUAACAAGACUAGAAAUGGGAAUUUCAAUUGAUCCCGUGAAAAAUACAAUCUCAGCAUCAAUGGAAAGGUGGGAUGAUAAAAUAAAGGAAGAUAAAGAGUUUGCUAAGUUUAUGGAUAAGAAUUUGGAUGUAUAUCAGACAUAUUAUGAGGCUUUAUUUCGAGAUACUGUAGCUAUUGGAGACAGGGCCAAGGUACCUUGUGAAUUUGGCGACAAUAGCACUCCCAAUGAUGUACAACUUGUGGAUAUUACGGAUGGAAGGGGACUGUACAUGAUACGAGAAUUUUUAAUGAAGCGCGAAGGAGACGUUAAGUUAAGUAAGUAUUACCUUGUAGACACUGGAUAUCCUAAUACAAAAGGUUAUCUUGCUCCGUAUAAAGGUUCAAAUAUCCGUUAUCAUAUUCCGUAUUUUCGACGUGGACAAACUUCUGCCUCGCGGGAACCAAAAGGCUUCAAAGAAAAAUUUAACUAUUAUCAUUCGUCACUUCGCAAUAUAAUUGAACGAACUUUUGGAGUCUGGAAGGCUCGAUGGGGGUUACUAAGAGAUAUGCAUGUAAAUUUCGACUUCGAGACCCAAGUUAAAAUUGUCCUAGCUUCAAUGGCGAUUCACAAUUACAUUAGAAUGAGCGGUAGUGGUGAUGCAGCAUUUCAAAUAGCGGAAGAAGAAUCUUAUAUUUCGCGCAAUGACGAAGGACCCAAUAAUGGUAUUGAGCCACAUAACGAAGUAUCAAGUACACAACGUAGAACUGAGGAUAUGUAUAUGUGUGCAGUACGCGAUAUGAUUGCGGGACAGAUUUUCUCAAGGUCAACCACUCGUGCACGUAAUGGCAUAUAA